UUUCCUUGCAGACCUGACAUACUAAUUACCACACAUUAAUGAUUAAAUUUAGUGUGGUGUUCAAGUGCAAUAUAAAAGGAGCUUGUUUAUGUGGUUUGGAACAGUUAUACCUAGAAACACUAUUGAAGAAUGUCAUGGAAAGAUCACUUCUACUUCACUCAAGAAUGUCAACUGAGGAAGGCUUGCAGUUCACAAGAUCUGGAUUUACAGGUGGAAUUGUGCCACCAUCUUCAGGCUUACAGAGGCAGUCUACUACAAAUGCCACCUCAGUUAACCUAGGCUUACCUUUGUUCCUUCCUCCUGUUCCUUUGUUAUCUUCAUUGCCCAAGCCUUCUCUACAUCUGACUCUGCCUCCACUCCCUCUUUCACCUCCCCCACCUUUGCCCCCACUGCCUCUUUCUCCUCCCCCACCUCCGCCUCCUCUUCCUCUUUCUCCUCCCCCACCUCUGCCUCCUCUUCCUGUUGAUUCCCCUCCCAGAUCUCCUGAAGAAGCUGCUCCUCAUGCAUCAGCUCUCCCCAUGCCUGAUGGAUUACUUCUCCACAAGGCAGAUGUGGUGCUUGAAGGCAGCAAACAACCAUUCAGCAGUCGAAAAUCAAUGCCAGGUCAGGAAAAUUCCAACAAAUCUGAACAAGUUUCAGUUAAUAGUGGUGAAUUCCAGUCAUUUUUUAUUGAUAGAAGGCCAUCAAAGGUGUACAUACAAGGCAUACGUCAAGGGAGAUCGAGAGAGACACCAAUUAUGCACAAGUUCUCGUCACCAAACAGCCCGAGUCCAUCAGCAACAACGAGGGAUAUUUCAUCACGAAGCUUGAUAGCUCGUAGUUUCUCUGGCUCCGUAAGAAGUACUUUAUCUUGGAGAAAGAAGGCAACAGUAUCCCCUGAAUUGAUUACUCUUUCUGAUGAUGAUGAUGAUGAAGUACAAUGCAUCUCUACUGAAGUGAAAAAACGUGUGUCAGAUGGAGAAGUAAAGAAUGAUGCGCCGCCUGUGUCUGAAGUUGGUCGAAUAGCAGUGAGUUCUAUACCAUCACCGAACAGAAACAAUGCUAGGAGAUUUAGUUCUCUGUGCACUUCUUCCUCGUUGCCUUCUCAAGUACAUUGUUCCACAAAUAUGGAGCACGAGACGAACGUUGGAUUAGCUGAGCUAAAAACUACUAUGCUCGUAGAAACGCCUCACUGUGUUAUCAUCUCCCCAGAGUACAAAAAUAAGAAUCCCUCUUAUACUUCAAGCAAGGAAAGUAACACGAUGCUACCUAAUGGCAUGCUUCCCGAUGCAUUAAAUCCAAGUGUUCCGCUCAUAAUUCCACGAGAUAUUGGCAAUUCCGGCCAGACGAAUUCUCCCAUCUGCGAUAAUCUAACGUCGCUCGUUGAUAGAGCGCGCCACACGGACGUGUCAAGGCCUAGUCCCAACCCUGACACGGUGAACAGUGAUGUGUCACGGUGCAGCUCGACGGCUCAGCAAUGUGGGAUCAUUGAAAGAAUGGAUGCUGUUGACCCUGACUAUUGGCCCUUGGAAAGAGUUCGUCUGGAUUAUUUAACCAACCACACUCUGGACUUCAGUGAUGAGGUGAUGGGCAUCAGAGCAAGCCUGGAAAACUUACGUCAAUGGCGGCUUACUGGGUUUGGUAAUGACUGGAGGGCAAUGCGUGGAGAUGCUGCCUUUACUCUCAUGUCGUACAAUGUAUUAGCUCAGAAUCUGAUCACAGGAAACAUGUACCUGUAUUCUGACUGUGACCCACUCCACCUUGACUGGACGUACAGGUGGACUCUUCUUCAAUACGAAGUAAAGCAGUUGGAUCCCGAUAUUCUUACGUUUCAAGAAGUUCAGUGUAAUCAUUAUCAUGAAUAUUUCCUUCCUUGGUUCACUCAUUUGGGAUACCAAGGUGUGUACAAGAAGCGAACGGAUGACAAAUCAGAUGGCUGUGCCAUUUUCGUUCGCUCGAAUAAAUUUGAUCUCGUCGAGCAUGUGUCCGUAGAAUACAUGCAACCAAAUACGUUUAUGAAUCGAGACAACGUAGGAUUGAUUUGCACGCUGCAGUGCAAGGAGAAUAUGGCUUUUUUCUGCGUUGCAACUACACAUUUACUCUACAAUCCUAAACGGCACGACAUCAAACUGGCACAGCUGCAAAUGUUUCUUGCAGAAAUCGAACGUAUGGCAUAUAGUGGACCAUCGACUAAUCUGGAAGCUACUCCAUACAAUCCCGUGAUAAUCACAGGCGAUAUGAACGCAUACCCGUAUCAACCAGUGAUGAACUUCUUGAAGCAAAGUUACAUCAAGUAUUAUGGCCUCGAUUCCAGAUUUUUGACACCCAUUAACUCAGGCGGUCGGAUACUCACAGGAUUCUUGCUGCCCCGCGAGCUGGGAGUGACGGACACAUGUCAGCACGCAGGGGUGCUGGCGCUCAGAAAUGGACUGCGUUCCUCUUCUUCUUUGCCGGACCGACGAGCUCGUGAACUGAGCGUGAUGGGAUUGUACCACUCGGAGAACCGACCUACCUACAACUUUCCAUCUCUUAAUCUCCAUGAGCAGUUCACUGGCCAAUUGCAGCAUCCGUUUUGUCUCAAGUCUGUCUUCAAACAUUCGCUGGACAGGCUUGGGGGUGCGCCUGAGGUUACUGCACAAGUUAACGACUGGCAGACUGUCGACUACAUUUUUUAUUCGCAGGUGUAUUCGAACAGGUUACAGCGCGCGGUCGAAGGCCGUCUGAAGCUGGUAGCUCGGUACGACCUCUUGUCUGGACCUGAAGCGCGAAAGUUCGGUCCUUUACCUUCAGCUGUCGCACCUUCAGACCAUUUCCCUCUGGCGGCCAAGUUUGUGUUGCGUCAAGCCUCCAAUUCCAAGUUGGCGCCCCGUUGUCGCACGUAAACCUGGCUAGUCUUAUCUUAUGGAAGUGAUAUUUUACGUAUAGUACAAGCUUUGAAUUAAAAGUAACAAGGGGGUGAAGGACUUCAAAUUGUGUCACUUAAACCGAGCAUUUAUUAUUUUUUUUUUGCAUUUUGCCUAAACAGUGAGCCUGAUCAUUUUCAAAUCUGAGAUAAAUUUCGCACGAAAAAAAAAACAUUCCUCUGAUAGACCCCUGCUAAAGGAAGAUAGUUUGAAAGACACGCUGCGUGUAAUAGCACGUGUGAAAUAGUAGGUAUAGCAGUACGGUAUUCUGAUUUCAUAUUGUCGCAUUAUCUUGAUAUGGAAUUGCUUUCUGAUACAUGGACCGAUGGUCUUUGAUUUUUCGCUUUUAUUUUUGUUAACAAUUGAGGAUUGUUUCCGAUAUCUCGCGGAUAGCUAACAAGUGAAAUAAAACGUGCAGUUGAAGAAAGUGAGCGCGUAAACUUGUGCAUUUUUAGUAAUGAUUUUUGCAGCAGCUCAUUGAGACUUGAUCAAAUCUGCAACUCGAGAUGAAAUAUUAGUGGCAUCAUGCGCUGCACGUGACAAGGAUAUGACGCUGCACGAGCAAAUUAAGUUUUUUGUUACUCGCAUUUAAGGAAGAUGGAAUAUAUUUGUUGAUAAUC
Messenger RNA from Hyalella azteca, 3502 nucleotides. RefSeq lists its product as uncharacterized. Bases 39 to 2861 code for a protein of 940 amino acids. The transcript is spliced from 2 exons. NCBI's taxonomy places the organism in Eukaryota, Metazoa, Arthropoda, Malacostraca, Amphipoda, Hyalellidae. The record is from RefSeq and is a predicted model, not a curated record. Gene Ontology annotation, molecular function: 3'-5'-RNA exonuclease activity.